AAAAAAGGUUUUUUCUGAAGUCUCCAAAUCCAAACCCAAAGUGUUUUUUUGUCUGGAUACGGAUAGGACAGAUCUGUGAUUUGAGAGAACGAGUCAAGAUCUACGUAGACGAGAGAGCUUGUGAACGACUAGUAGAGAGUGCCUUUGCUGCGUGUUCUGGUUUAUAUGGACGAGUAUCAUCUGUGAAUUUGAGUUGUUUUAUCGGCAGCGACCCACCUGAAUCUCUUUUGUCAUUGAUUAUGUGAGGAGAUGCUGUGAUCUAUCCGUGAAGGCCAAUCUCAUAAAAAGGGUUAAGACCAUAACCAUACAAAACACAUCGCAACAUUUUCUAAUUUCCGCAGUGUGUGACAAAUAAGUAAUCUUUUCACAUGCAAAAGGUGAAGUUCCACGUCGGCUUGUAAGUGAGUCUUAGUUUCCUUAACAAUCGUUUUCGAGUCCGUGAUGCCUCUAUCCUUGGGAGCGUCUACCUUCUAAUUACCCUUAAGAUUUUGGCUUACUCAUAGAUUUUUUUCGAGAAAGUCGCCCGUGUGGUAGUAAAUUUUUCGGUUCGUAUUAGUGUCGUUUUGUAAGUCGUUCUUGUUGUCUAUUUUGUUUUGCUAAACAAAAGAUAUGACUCUUAACCUCCUCCCAUAACAGGAUCUGAUACAAUUUUUUCCCCCUUUGAAUAAGGACGAGGCGUGCUGCAAACCUUGGCUGGCUUUCACCUUUUAUAGGUGAAGGUUUAGGUCCCGCGACGCUUAAAGCACUAAGUAAAGCAGCCGGUUAGUUUUCACCUCUGAAAUUCUAAGGUUAUCCCGUGCAGCAAUCUAUUUUUGUAUGAAUUUGAGGGUUUAUCCGAAAGGUCCGUAGAAACUACUACAAAGAUCCGAACUCCACUCUAGUAUGAAUAUGAUAUUUUGACUUUCCACGGAGGUAUUUAGUUCUAGAAAGUGUACUAUGAGGUAUCUUUUCCGUUCAGUUUGAUCACGUGAAUCUAUGUUUUUCUAUCAUGAGUGUGAAUAAAUAGUUCUGUCGCCUCUACGGAGAUCAAGUUUUUAGGAAGAGAUACACAGUUGAGGAGUAGUGCUAGGUACUAAGAUUUUUUAUAUUUUUUUGAUUGAAUUCAUCAUGGUCGUGGUUAUGACGGGUAGUUCUUGAGGUAUCUUUUGUUUCUGAUCUUCAUUGGCUUUGGGAAGAGACGGAGCGUGAGAACGACGACGCGAGCGGUGGGCCCCUGGGGGUACUUUUGCUGGUCGUGAAUAAGAACUACACCGAGACGAGACUACAUCGCGAAGGAAGACACGAUCGACGCGUCCUCAUGACGGAGUACAACAACAUGCCGGAAAGUGGCGGAGCGCGGGGUUCCCAGCUCUCCGAUGUUCUGGUCAUUCCAUUGCGAGAGCAAGUCGUUUUUCCGCAGCAACGCUUCUCCAUCUCCUUGGGCCGGGUUAUUUUUGAGCGCUUAUACAGACAUUGUGAAGAACAUGGCACUCAAUGCAUUGGCCUUGUGUGUCAGCCCACUAAGCGGCAUGAAGCACAGCUAAUACCACCGGACACUACAAAUUCCAAAGAGGGAGGAAAACAAGGUCACUCGCGCGAACUCAAAAAGGCUGUAGAUGGUAGUUAUACCUGGUGCUAUUUUUGUUGACGAGUUCGUUGUUUCUGAUACAGAUCCUAAUCUUCCUGUCGGCAAUUUACUUCUUCUUUUUCUGUUUUUGCUUAGCCACUCGCUUAGCUACUUCUUCGUUUUUUUUGUAAUUGAGAUUACUAUUUGUUGAUGCUGAUGACGCUGCUGUUUUUAGAGUAGCAGCAGUCCAUUAGACUCUUAUCCUCAUGUUCACUUAGAGCAAAACUACAUGUGAAUGAAAAAAAUUGAUGGACAUGGUUGAAACUACUUCUGCAUCGACUACCACUUACAACAGCAGCCGGUGUGGCAAUCGAUCUGUACAAGAUUGGAACUUACUGUCGGCUUUUGUCACACCGUCGAUCUGCCAGCAGCGUGACCCUCUCCGUGGUGGGCAUCUCGCGUAUUGAGCUGCAGUCUGUGAAGUUGUAUGAUUACUACGGCAUGGCGAUGGUGCGGUUGAUCCCUGAACCUUCGGGUGAAGUGCUAAGGUCAGCGGCAGUGCGGGUGGCAUGCCUGACUCUACGUGAGGCCAUCCGGGGCUACGCGACGUUGAUCGGCGCGACCAAGAACAGCGGAGGGGGGAAAGGAGGCAUCCGCGGAUUGGGUAAUGCCUCGCAGCAGAGCACGCAAAUCCGCACCAUGGGCGAAUUGCUAGGAAGUCUGUUGGACGAUCGCGCUCAGCGAAUGCUCUGGCACAAUAGUCGAGAGGAAAAUGCGCUCUCCGAUAUUGUUGGCGGAAGUGACAACGACACUAACAAGGAUAGCAACACGACCACUUUGAGCAUCUCGAACAAGUACAAUAAUGCUGCGGCGCAAAAUAGUUCCUCUGCCGGAAACGGUGGUGACGAGACCAAUAGCACCGGGCGUUCAGGCUGGGGCGUUGUUGAGCAAGGUAGAAGUCACAUGCCCCACGUUCUCGCAGACGCCGUUUGCGCCUUGUAUCAGUUUGCUACUCCGGAGCAGCAGCUCGUUCUGCAGGAAUUUGACGUCGUGAAGCGCUUACACCUGGUUGCAUCCCUUUUGACGCAACUGACGCAAACACGCAAGAUAAAGCAGGAAAUCCAGUCCAGUGUGCAGACAAGGUCCUCGAACGACAUAAAGGAAGCUAUCCUCCGUCGACAAAUCGGAGAUUUGCAGCGGGAGCUCAGAGCAGUGCGCGGCAAAUCGAAAGGAGACAAAAAAGGUAACAAUCAUUUGAUUUGAUUCAGAUGAUAAUUUGUUUUGCAAUUUUGACCGACUGUAGAUAUUAUGUAUGAUACUUUAAUGUCCUUGGUUCUUUGCUGCCGGAGAAUAGAAGCUCCCGCGUUUUGACCGUUUUGUAUUGAGUUUCACAAAUUUUACGUAUCGAUCAUUUCAAUUGAUUCUCAUCCACAACAGGUGGCGACGACGAUGAGGAGGAGGACUCUGAUGAGGACGAGAUCACCACCAUGCGUGAAAAGAUUGAAAGUGCAGCUUUGCCCGGUGAGCCGAAGAAGAUAGCCCUGCGAGAGCUCAAGCGCAUGUCGCAGAUGCAAGCGCAUCAUCCCGACUACAACGUUUGUCGCACUUAUCUCGACACCGUGACUUCCCUACCUUGGGACAAGCAGACUGACGAUAGUCACUUGGACAUCGCAAACGCAUCCAGAAUUCUGAACGAAGAUCAUUUUGGCCUUGACAAGGUGUUUUUCGAUUUAGUCGUGAUCUAAGAUUACAUUUUGGACGUCAACGUGUACGACAAGAAGAGCAUGAGAUCACAUACCACUUGGGUUUACAACUUGCAAUAUAUAUUUUGAAAACAGCGACGCAUAUUGAGACUAUUAAUUCCACAGAGUACAAAUGAGUUCAUUUAGUCCUGCUGCCUGCAUUGCCAACCUGUCGUGUAAAUAAUAAUUGCACACGCUCACUCUGCAUCGGACCCAUUUUCACUGCUUCAUCUCCUGCCUUCUUAGACACGAUCACAGAUAAAUGUGAAAAAUCAACGUGACACCAGAUCAAGAAACGCGUGCUUGAGUACUUGGCAGUGCGAAAGUUACGGCGGGACAUGCGCGGGCCAAUCUUGUGUCUUUAUGGACCUCCUGGAGUAGGCAAAACGAGUCUCGGAAAAUCAGUUGCACGCGCGAUGGGUCGCAAGUUCCAGCGGGUCGCAUUAGGUGGCGUCCGGGACGAAGCGGAGCUGAGAGGUCAUCGCCGCACAUACGUCGGCAGUCUCCCGGGUAUGAUCAUCCAGGCGUUGCAGUCGGCGCAAGUGAACAACCCAGUGGUGCUCUUCGACGAGAUUGACAAGCUAGCGCACAACGGAAACCAUAAUCCUCAGGGCUGCCUGUUGGAAAUUUUGGAUGGGGAGCAGAACUACGCCUUCAAGGACCACUACCUUGCAAUGCCCUUCGACCUCUCCAACGUGUUCUUCAUGUGCACGUGCAACGAUCUGCGCACGAUGGAUCGUCCAUUGCUGGACCGCAUGGAGAUUCUGGAGCUCUCUGGAUAUUCGGUUGAGGAAAAGGUCUUCAUCGCGCAACGUCACCUUCUACCAAAGCAGCGCAAGCUUCACGCUCUCGAGGACGGAGCGGACGAUGGGACCGAAGCGAAGCGCGGUGCUCCGUUGCCUGGCUCCCACUCAGGCGACGGAGGCGGGACUGGAGCCACGGUCUCCAGCUUUGGAAGUGGCGCGCAAUUAUCUGGCAGGAGCACAACUAGCUGUGGUAAUGCGUCUCCGGCAGGAACAGGAUCUGCACCCUGGAGCCCACGCAGAGCAGCGAGCGUGAUCCCAUGUUCCGCGGAUGAGACUAUUAUGGUGGCGAUGAAAAAAGAAAGGUCCUCGUCCUAUACGGCCGAUGGAGGUCUAAGAGCUGCAUCGUGGUCGCUACCAGGAAGCACAGGAGGAAGUGCAUCAUCUUCAGGUCUGACUUUGAAAGCGGUUGAGCGGUUACGGUAUCACCUGAAGGAAGAGAACGCGGUACAGAUGCGCAGCUUGUACCGUGAUAUUGCGCGAAACAUACAUGCCGAGUUGCAUCAAAGUACAGUCGGAAACGCGACGGAGGCGCCCGCCGGUGCACCUCCAAUGCCGACAACAGGUGGUAAGGAUAAGCGCCCGCCGAGGUUGGACGUCACUCACUCGGCAUUGGUGCAGCUUAUCACGCGAUAUACCGCAGAGAGCGGCGUGCGUUCCCUAGAGCGGCGCAUAGCAGAGAUCUGCCGUUGGGUGGCUCUCGACAUCGUGGAGAAAAAGUACGGGCCUGAUUUCCAGUACAGUGUAGGACCCUCCGACUUGGUGCGCAUCUGCGGCAUGGAACCAAUCCGCGCGGACGAAAUGCUAAAAGACGCGACGGACUUGCACGGCGUGGCCAUCGGUUUGGCAGUCACGCACGCCGGCGGCGAGAUCAUGCUGGUGGAGGCCGCGAAGACUAAGGGCAGCGAAGGUGGUCAGCUGACGAUCACAGGGCAACUGGGUAGUGUGAUGACAGAGUCCGUACGAACAGCCAUGUCUUUGCUCCGACCCUACAUUCCGGACCGCUUCGCGCGCAACGACGUUCACGUACACUUUCCAGCGGGUGCCACCCCCAAGGACGGGCCUUCAGCUGGUGUCGCGACGGUCUUAGCGCUUGCGUCCAUAUACUUGGAGCGGCCCUGCCGCGCGGAUACCGCGUGCACCGGCGAGAUCUCGCUUCGAGGUCGCGUCUUGCCUGUGGGCGGCAUCAAGGAGAAAGUGCUAGCCGCCAACCGGUGUCCCGGCAUCAAGUUUGUUUUAGUUCCAGCCCUAAACGAGCCCAAUGUAGAGGAAGACUUGUCACCCGGCCCGGAUGGGCAAUUGCCCGGCGCGGGUCUCAAAAUUGUCUAUCUGCGCACGGUGAAAGACGCGCUGGAACAUACUUUUGGGUCUGGAGCGCACAAUGUCUUCCUCAACUACGCUAGUGCAUACACACCAGUCGCCGAGCCUGAAGCCGCCAACGCAGCGCCUUCUUCACUAUUCCAAACACAAAUCAGGUCGAAGAUGUAAGGAAGAGAAACUUCUACAAUGGCUUGUGAAAAUUGGGAGCGACGCUUUCAAUGCUAGCUCCUAAUUCAUUGAUUAAAACGAAGUUAUCAUCAAUUGAAAUUGUGGACAUCGGCAUUUGCUCAUUGUCAUUCUCUAUCAGGCUUUUGACAUCACAUUUUUCGAUCAUCAUUUGCAAGCGGUUGUAAAAAAGCCACAGGACACGUGGCUAUGAAGCUUCAUUUGGCAACCGACGAAACUACAAGGAGCCCCGUACAUGAUCCCGUUAUUGGAACCCAGUAACGACAUUUGUGUCAAUUUACGUCUUGACCCAGGAGAAAUUUGUCGUCUUUGACACCUGAGUAUUAACUUGAUUGUUUGAAAUGAAUCCAAACAGCUGCUACCGCAGUUCAGCUGACGGCUAGCGAAAGCUCUAGACUAAUUAGUUCAUAUUCUGCUUGUUAUAUGAGCAUGAAGAAUCUUGCUUCUUCUCGGGGAUCAUGCUUUAACAGCUCUACAACAAAAUGAACUUCACCAUCUAUCCCAAGAUGAAAUGAAUUACCUCAACAGACGUCCAAUGGGAUGAUUUGUCACCUGCUUAUAUGCAAUCACCUCCGUUUGUAUAUUAUGUACAGCGGCGACAACAGCUGAAAUUCAAAACCUCUGACCCGUGCCGCAGUCAGGUUGCGAUGUUGUAGUUUGUGUGCAGUUUUUUGAAGCAUCUCCGUAAUUGAACGGUGACAAAAGCAUUUAGUUUAGUUUGGCCAAGCGAGCGAUCUCGCUGCCAUCAUCGGAAAACUGAGAACCUUAUGGCCCUGAAAGUUUUAUGGUUUUUGUUACCCACAAAUACGUUGUAGUAACCCUCGAAAUACUGACUCGUCCCUAUGUUAAACUAAUAUCGUCUUUUUUUUGAUUUUGUCUUCUAGUUAGGUACCCUGCGUCACUUCUUCACAAGCAUUCUCUCUUUCGUUAUGGAUGAACCGCGGGGUUUAGCUUCGGCGGCUUCUUUCUUUAGCAGGAAAUUGUGCAGGAUGACCGAUUCCCAAUAUGCAAAAUGUCGCUGAAGACCUGCGUUCAUGUAGCGUCUAGAUGAAUCAUGGUGAUCGAAGUCAGCAGAUAAUUAGUCGAGGUGCAGCACCUAUCACGGUCACCUACAUUGAAGAUUUUUUAGUACCUAAGCACCUAUUAGGGACUAUUUUUAUUACAACGAUAUGAAAAUAUGUUUAGCGGCGGAGCAUGUCAGAAUGUUCUUUACCUAGCAGAUCUCACACUGUGCUCGUUGUUCCUUUAGCACUAUUAUGCGGCCAUUGUUCUGGCAAGAACUUGAUUUAGUUUGUUUUUGAGAAUUUUGACUUCUUCCUGCCUUCUAAACCCCGAGAGUGCGUACAGUCAUCAGAUUUUCAAACAAGUCACUGAAUAAUGUAAUGAAUUCGGAUAUCAUUAUCUUUAUCAAAACCCUUUUCUCAAAACUUCAAUCAUGAUGAGUGACUAAGUGCGUAUAUUUUUCAACUUAAUCGGCACAUCUUUGCUCAUUUAUUUUGGAACUAUUUUUCGAAUUGGAGAAUUAUGGCGAGGGGCAGGGCAACGAGUCUGAAGAUCGAUGGCAGAUGGCACAUUCUGAAAAGCAAUAUCAUCUUCUGUGCUCUUGGUUGUCAUAUAGGGUUAGGCUCGAUGAAGAUUCAAAUUUGAUUAGUUCACCCGACGCUUCAUGGGUUACUCAUGCGUCGGGGAACAGGAACGUACCUAAUAAUUGUCCUGCUUGUAUGGAUGGUACCUAGCGUCCCAACAUUUUCGCUUUCUUGUAUUGCAGA
This is a messenger RNA of Amoebophrya sp. A25, 7366 nucleotides long. The record is from the annotation of a GenBank genome assembly. NCBI's taxonomy places the organism in Eukaryota, Dinophyceae, Syndiniales, Amoebophryaceae.